Messenger RNA from Emericellopsis atlantica, 381 nucleotides. RefSeq lists its product as uncharacterized. The annotation marks the transcript as partial. The transcript has a single exon. NCBI's taxonomy places the organism in Eukaryota, Fungi, Ascomycota, Sordariomycetes, Hypocreales, Bionectriaceae. The record is from RefSeq and is a predicted model, not a curated record.
AUCAAUCAGACGCGCUACGGACCGCUCACCACGGCUCCCAUUGCUUGCUCGAUCGAGACUAAGUCUGAGAGUGCGAGGACAGGUGGAUUGACGCAAUUGGGUCUGUGGGUUGCCGCAUGGCACAAAAAGAUGCAUGCCAUACAGGACUUCCUGUCGACGGACCUCGCGAGGCGACCGAACGCUCACGACAGGAUUCCCUCCAGCCUCCUUAUCCAGGUCGUUGAUCACGAUUGGACUCUGUUCUUCGCCUGCGACAACGCCUCUGCCAUCACUUUGCAUGGGCCUACGAAGAUUGGGUCAACAACUAGCCUCGAAGAGGCACGGGCUCUCGUGGCAUCACUUGAGGUGAUCAAGGCAUGGAUGGAGACGACCUUUCGUGAG